Messenger RNA from Pocillopora verrucosa, 3644 nucleotides. NCBI's taxonomy places the organism in Eukaryota, Metazoa, Cnidaria, Anthozoa, Scleractinia, Pocilloporidae. The record is from RefSeq and is a predicted model, not a curated record.
CAGGAAGUCGGUGUCACUCGCUUGACUGGCAAUCCGACGUCGUCUUUCUCAAGUCAAGCUUUCGUGCCGAAAUUUAUGGGAAAGUUUUAGUCAGCGGAGCCAAAAAGGUCAGACCCUUAUAAGUGAAGAUUACAGUCAGAAAAAAGAUUGUUGUUCAUGCACUGAUCACCAUCCUAACAGCAUAGAAAUGACUCAAGGCCGCGUCAUUGUUGUUCUCACCUUCUUGAGCAUCAUCUUGGCUCGUUGCGAUUUUUCUGAUGCGAAAACUCUUAGAACCAACCAUGGAAAAGUAAACUACACAGAGGCAGAUAAAGAAUGCAGAUCAAAAGAUUUUAGAAGUCAUCUUGCAAAAAUUCAAACUAUCGAAGAACUUCAGUUGGCUAAAAAUGUAUCAAAUAAUACCAACGGUAUAAAGUACUGGAUGGGUCUCAACAUCUGGAAUGGUACUUGGAAAUGGAGUGAUGGAGAGGCUGCUGCUGGAAAACUUACCGAUAUUGUGAAAAAUUAUAAUGACACAGAAGCUUUGUCUAUGGAACCAAUGAUUUUCUGUUGUGUAGUAACCCAUGAUCCUUUCCUGGAGUGUAUCAAUUGCAGCGAGCAGCACGCCUUUCUAUGUGAAGACUUCCAAGAAAAUAACUACACUCAAGUGAAUUCUAAUGCGAGCUGCAUUCCAGCAUUUCCUCCAGUUACUGCAUCCGCAAGAAACGCUUCCUGUAUAUUCUAUGAGUAUAAAGGCGAAUUUUGCAAGGAUAUAAUCACAAGUUUGUACGUUUAUGGUAACCAAACGACACUGGAUUUUGGAGAAGUGGAAACUGAGACAUUUAAAACUUAUUUCAAAUGGUUUGACAUCUCAGAAAAAUGCCAGCCUAUAAUCAAAGAUUUAUACUGCCGCUAUCACUUCCGGCCUUGCGACGAAUCCCUCGGCAAGCCUACAGAUCGCAGGAUUUGUCGCAGCUCAUGCGAUUAUUUGAUGGACGAUGUUUGCAAAAAAGAGGCGGAUGUUCUCAAAAUGGCGGUGAGUUCGUCCCCAGAUUUCAACCCAAACAUGAUUAAUUGCUCGUUCUACCAACCGGCUAACGGUGGGGAUGCUCCUGAGUGCUAUGAGUGGCCAGAUAUCCCUGGUGACAACACAAACAGCAUAGAUUGUUACUUUGGAGUCGGUCUUGGUUACCGCGGUAAUGUGAACGUCACCCGGUCUGGUCGUACAUGUCAGUCUUGGAGAUCCCAGUGUCCUCAUCGUCACUGGCGGAUCCCUAAAGAUGUCGCAAAAUCCAAAAAUGACUCGAACCUGUGUCGUAACCCAGACAGCAGUGCCCCAGAUGGACCGUGGUGUUAUACCACAGACCCAAACGUCCGAUGGGAAUAUUGCAACGUAUCUCGUUGUCCUCCAAGAAGUAAAGAAUUACCGCCUCCUCCGAGACGCUUCACAGUAAAGAAUGUGCAGACAAGAUACUUGAUAUUGACUUGGGAUGAGCCAGUAAAUGCCAGUCUUUACCAAAUACAAAGCUUCACCAUAGAGCGAUGGACAUCAAGAUCGGAGAACGUUUCAGUGGCGAAGACAGUUCCUUACCCUGAGUCCAAAAUGAUUAUGAAUGACUUGGAACCCUCUACCGAAUACACUCUUAGAUUAUCAAGCAACAAUAUGUAUGGAAGGUCAGAUGGUGUAUUUUUAACCCAGAAUACACUGUCAGACAGGUUUAUUGUGAAUUUAAUGCUGAUCAUAGUUUUGCCGCUGGGCUUAGCAUUUAUAUUCAUCGUGAUUGUUUGUGUCAAGUUUGGAUCAAAUCGCAAUUCCAGGCCAAACAAAGUUUAUGAUGAGGUAAGUGUGUUUAAAUAUUUAAAAAGGAUUGAGUGGAUGAAGCUGAUUUUCCUCUUUUUCCCGCAGACAGAAAUUUUCAUUCGUCGCAACUGGGAGGAGAUUCGCAGAUCAGAUGUUAUCCUUCAAGAUAAGCUGGGGGAAGGCGCGUUCGGUGAAGUGUUUAAAGGCGUGGUGUGCAUAAAGGGAAAUACUAGGGCAUGUGCAGUAAAGAAGCUUAAAGCCAAUACUGCAGAAAAAGAGAAGGAAGACUUGCUCAACGAGCUUCAAAUCCUGGUCACAAUUGGUGAACAUCCUAAUAUCAUAAGUCUUAUUGGAGCGUGUACCAAGUCUGAAUCAAUUUUGGUGAUUGUUAGUUUGGCUCCAAAUGGCUGUUUGCUAAACGAACUGAAGAAGAACAGAGAAAAUCUAUACUACGGUGAUUCGAUAACAUCUGUCGGAUUCACACGCGUCGACAAAUUGAAGAUUGCAAGAGACGUCGCCUGUGGAAUGUCUCACCUCUCAAGCAAAAAGUGUGUUCAUCGUGACCUUGCUGCAAGAAACGUGCUUCUUGGAGACAGGAAUGUUGCGAUGGUUUCCGACUUCGGCUUGUCACGUGAUGUUUACGAAAGUGGCGAAUACGAGACUUUAUCCAGGGGAAUGUUACCAGUUCGUUGGAUGGCCCUUGAGUCUUUGGACUUCUUCACAUUCAACACGAAGACAGACGUGUGGUCGUUUGGAGUGCUUCUAUGGGAGAUCGAGUCAGAAGGUAUAAUGCCAUAUUGCGAACUUGGAGGAGCAAUGGAAAUCAUCGAAUAUCUACAGUCAGGACAAAUUUUAGCGAAGCCGGAUGGAUGCCCAAAUGAAAUUUACGAGAUAAUGAAGUCCUGCUGGGAUCUGGAUCCGAUGAAACGUCCAUCAUUUGUAGAUCUUUUGGCGUCACUUGAGAAAGAACUUACUAAAACAAAAGACGUAAGGAAAUAAUUAUCAUGACUGGUCGUGUUGAUGAUCAUGCGCGAAGGGAGAGGGAAAAGUUAAUAAUUGGGAAUUAAAAAUAAAUCCCUCACACUGUUACAUCAAUGUACAUACUGCUUAAUAACCAUAACAUUGCAUAAAAAAAUUUCUGUCUUAUAUUACAUACGCCAUGAGGAAUAGUGCAAAUUUAUUUUUACUUAAACUGAUAACUUACACCAAUGAUAGUUAUCACUAUCUCUGCCCCUGCCUUUUGAUGAUGUAAUUUUGUUGAUAAUAAAAAUGUCCUGAGAGGUUUGAUGGAGAUUUUCUCAUACAGUUAGUAGAUUGCAAUGAAAUAUCAUUAAAAAAAUCUGUGCUACAACAGAGAGCUUCACAGAUGGUUUUGAGUAAUUUUGGCAGCCACGAGAUUGCUACCUAGCUUCGGAGAUCGAACAAACCUUUAAACGUCACGACCUUAUCUUGUUCGUCUUUAGAAAACUUGCAUCAUUAAACGUAUUGAUUAGUCAGUAAUUCAGUGCAGAGAUAUUAUAUAGAAACGUUUAAUAUCCAGUUUCAUCUUUGUUAUAUCAUAACAUUUGCACAUUUGCCGUAUAUGCUGUUGCGUUAGUUUCCUUGUUUACUUUCAUCAGUUGACAGGAAGCAUUGACUCGUAAGAAACAGUUUUUGAGCCGAUACAUUGACUUUUACAACCGUAAUAUUGCAGUAUCUUUGUACGGAAGGGAAGUUAUUAUUUUUAUUUUGAACAUCAUUAUCAUUAUUAUGGAUCAGCCGCGUCUUUCCCUUGUAUUUCCUGUUGUUACAUACAGUAUAAGUGAAAUGAUUACUAAACGAUGUCUCUUGAUCACUUGUGUGAAAUAAAAUGAUCGCAAAACGA